This is a messenger RNA of Schizosaccharomyces japonicus yFS275, 702 nucleotides long. Its product is annotated as protein-S isoprenylcysteine O-methyltransferase Mam4. Gene Ontology annotation, biological process: S-adenosylmethionine metabolic process; conjugation with cellular fusion. The record is from RefSeq and is a predicted model, not a curated record. Gene Ontology annotation, cellular component: endoplasmic reticulum membrane; membrane; endoplasmic reticulum. Lineage: Eukaryota; Fungi; Ascomycota; Schizosaccharomycetes; Schizosaccharomycetales; Schizosaccharomycetaceae. The transcript has a single exon. The coding region runs from base 1 to 702 and encodes 233 amino acids. Gene Ontology annotation, molecular function: protein C-terminal S-isoprenylcysteine carboxyl O-methyltransferase activity.
AUGCAUACGACUUCAGCAGUAGGCUUGACCGCGUUGACUGCAGCAACACUAGGCUGUAUAUUCGGAUCAGGCCUUGUGUUUUGGCUCUUCACUCGUUUUGGUCUUUCUUUGUUUUUGGCUCAACUGGCUUUAUUUCACUUGUUGGAAUACCUCAUCACAGCUCGAUUCCAACCAUCUAAGCUCUCAUUCGAUUCAUUUAUUCUCAACAAUGGUAACUCUUAUUGGUACGCGAUGUUGCUUGGCGUUAUUGAAUAUUGUCUCUGCCGAGGAAACUCUGGUCCCGGGUUGCUGAGCAAGUUGUUUAUGCCUAGAUGGAUCUGCGCUAGCAUUCGUUUAAUCAUGCUCCUUGUCGGCUUAGUAGCAGUCGUUAUUGGACAAGCAUUGCGUUCUUUUGCCAUGAUUCACGCCGGCGAGUCGUUCUCACACGUUGUUGCUACUGAAAAAAAACAAGAACACAAGCUUGUAACCGAUGGUAUUUACCAUUACGUGCGCCAUCCUUCCUAUGCUGGCUUUUUUGUGUGGGCAUUGGGAACACAGUUGUGUCUGCGCAACGUUUUCAGCACUGCUAUCUUUGGCUACGUUCUCUGGCGCUUCUUUGACAGUCGUAUUCACUAUGAAGAGCAACAUUUGACUACUUUCUUUGGAGAUGCUUACAAGGAGUACAAGAGCCGCGUGCCAAGUGGUUUGCCUGGCAUUCACUAA